AUGGCUAGUAAUGAUCCGGGAUGGCAAUACGGGAUAGCAGUUGAAGGAAAGGGUAAUCAGUGGGUGAUAUGUACUUUUUGUAAUAAAACAACCAAGGGUGGGAUUACAAGACACAAGCAUCACCUUGCUCGUGAUUCUGCCCAAGUAUUAAAAUGUCCCAGGGUUCCAAUAGAAGUACAAAAAGUUUUUAAAGAUGCUUUUGAUAAAAAGAAACAAGAUAAAGAAGCAAUGAAGAAAAUACCCCACUUUGAUGAUGAUGUUGUAGAUAUAGAUGAAGAUGAAGAAGCUACAACUAAUAGUGAGUUUUUCCAAUCGAAAGGCAAGAGGCCUAUGUCAUCGAGUGGCUCAACUGCAACCACUAAAAGGUCCGUGAAAGGGCCUUUGGAUGUAAUAUGGCUGCCAUGUGAUAAAACGGGGAAGAAAAAGGGGUAUUUGGUUGGAACCUCCGAACAUAAAGAAAUCCACAAAAAGUUAAGGCUUGAUGCGGUUCAAAAGAUAUGUCAUUGGAUGUAUGAUGCGGGUAUUGCAUUUAAUGUUGUGAAGUAUGAUAGUUUUGGGCCCACACUUGAAGCGGUUGCUCUACAUGGUUGCGGUGAAUAUUUGUUCAAAUUGUUUGACCACUACAUAAAAAAAACUGGUCCGGAAGAUGUGGUUCAAAUUGUAACGGAUAGUGCUAGCAACAACGUUUUAGCCGGUCGAAUUGUGGAAGAAAAAUAUCCACAUAUUUAUUGGACUCCGUGUGCGGCACAUUGCAUCAAUUUGAUGCUUGAGGACAUAUUUAAAUUGCCUCAUCUUAAAAAGACACUUGAUAGAGCAAUUGCGGUCAAUAGUUACAUCUACAACCGCACCUUGCUCUUGAAUAUGAUGAGAGAUUUCACGGCCAAAGAGAUAUGGACCAAUAUAGAUAUUGCGGUCAAAGUUGGUGAUCCUUUAUUAACGGUGCUUCGAUUAGUAGAUAGUGAAAAAAAAAGCCUCCUAUGGGACGAAGAUGAAGAUGAAAAUGAUGUUAGGGCUUAUAAAGAUGUUGUAGAAAAAGAAAUGGAUGAUGAGCCCGUAUAUGAGGAGUUGGACGAUUUUUGA
Messenger RNA from Lactuca sativa (garden lettuce), 1080 nucleotides. RefSeq lists its product as uncharacterized. NCBI's taxonomy places the organism in Eukaryota, Viridiplantae, Streptophyta, Magnoliopsida, Asterales, Asteraceae. The record is from RefSeq and is a predicted model, not a curated record.